UUGUGAUUGACCGCUGGCAAAGGCAAUAGAAGGUUCACGUUCACAGCUUCAACGCAGACGCCUUGAUCUGCAGAAUUCAGUUAGAGUAAAAGUUAUUACUGUAGUGUGGACGCCGUUUGAAAAAAGCUAGGAUAGUUCCUGCAGCGGAUCGAAAGACACAGGUCGCGAUCAUCAAGUACCUCCUCUACGUAUUAUGAUCUUUUUAUAACGUUGAUAUGCGGGCAUGCUUGAUCGAAGAAAAUUCGCACAUUCAAUCAAACGCUGCAUCAAUUUCGAGAUAGUGCGUGCGGAAAAGUAGUACUUGUGGAGAUCGCAAAUGUUGUCUGAGUCACGUCCUUCUAUUAGCGUUUUUAGAACCUCCAUCCAAAAGAGAAGCGUUUUGCGGUUACCAGGACUAAUUUUGUUCAGUUUAUUCUGUUCGUAGCUUGUGUGUGACGGACACUACAUCAUGACUUCAAGAACGUAAGGCUCCGCAUACUCGUGAAACUGGAAAGCCGGCGCAAAACAUAAAAAAUUACUGCUCAUUUUCAGCUGCAGCGAGAUGGUCUCGCUCUCGAACCACAACGACUUACACUAGCGCCGCAUGGUGCUCCUUCACAACUUCUUCAGUAUCGCGCCCGAUUCCACUUCUGCGAGGAUCAGUCGGUUUUAGUACAUGAUGAAGAGCUCCGGGGGCUGCACUCUUAAAGUUCCGGAACGGCACCCCAGCAGCCAAGCCAGCCAAGCCAAGCCAAAGUGCACCCUCAUGGUUCCGGCACGCCAACCCCACCGCAAUCCGCAAUCCGCAAACUUUCUGACUGUGAUUCUGGGACUGAUUCUGUGCGUCACGUUCCCAACAACUAGUACGACUACCCAUAGUAGUACUUCUAACACGAACUUCGGCCCCGCUCGUCUCACUGUGUACGCGGUCCAAGUCCGGUCCUUCUGGCCAGAUCAUGAACAGCGUGAAGAUACCGGCCCCGCAGCUCAGCCGGGUGCAGUUUCUGAGGCCGCAGCUUCUGCUCCUUCUAGGACCACUUCUGGACGAGGGGCGUCGUCUCUUCGGCGCCGAGAGGACAUCAUCCAAACUGUUGCAACGCCUCCAGGAGCUCUACUUGCUCCCCGUUCUCACGUUUCUGACCACGAAGAUCUUGUUCCUAUUACAUCUUCUCAGCAGCCGCGGAUGAAAGAAGAUUCGUGCGCCGUGUGCUCCUUCCGCCGACAAGGUACCUACUUCAUUCCCAAUCUAACUAGGCAACGCAUUCGAUAUAUCUUCACAUUCUAAGCACCAUCACAAGUAAGACUAGGUCGCGCAGCACCAGCGCGACACCUAGCGAGGGCCGGAAUGGGCGAACCACCUUUGUGGCCCCAUUUUUGAUCUCCCGUCGCCAGCCCGUGCCUACAAAAAUGGACGACUCGGGGGAAGUAGCAGAACGAGGGACACAGCAGUGCGAGUGCCAACACCAGAGCCCAUGCCCAUGACGACCACAAUCAAUCUGAAAAGGAUAAGGAAGACGCGCGUGCAUGUUAGACAAACAUGGGCGCACUGUUGCUGACCUCUCUUUAGGUUUACUAGCAAGGCACGUCCUGACGUCUAUGACGGGAAUGUGUAGAGUGAGCGGGCCCGUACUUCUAGCCCUUCUUUCUGCCGACGCGGUGGCCGAGCGAACUACGCGAGGGCACACGCCUCGCGUUGCGAGCCGCCGCUGCCCGCUAGCGACCUCUGUUGGGGAAGGUUCGGGACUUGUUGCAGCAUCUGUGGCGCCCGGCGCUGCGACUUCUCUGUGCAGUGCUGGAGCGCGGUUCGACCCGCGUCUGUGGGCAGAGAACUGCGGCGCCACGCAGCCACCCCUGUGGCGCGGACGUCGCGGCGCGGUCCCUGCUGCGUGCCUCGCAUCUGCGUGUAGGAGUACACAGGAGACGGCUAAGCGGCGCGGAUAUACUUUUGCACAGAUGAACCGGAGUCCACCCAUUGUGAACGAAGGGCGUGGCCUUGUGAAAACAUAUAACUGAAUGAAGUAAAGCUGCGAGCCCGGCGGGUAGCGCUGCUGGUAUUUGGGCAGGUUUGUGUUACUACGAUAAGCAAAACGCUACCCAAAUCAAAUAUUGGAUCAGGUACCAACAGGGCGGAAGAAGAAAGUGCAAGUGGGGGCUUUCCUGAGGAUAAGUCUGUGCACCGUCAGGAGUCGUCGUCUUCCGCAAAAGCGGAUCCCCGCGUCGUCGCUCCUAAGCCUUUGAUACCGAAUCAAGAACACACAAAAGUACUGGAACCAUUCGAGCAAACUUCCUCUGCGCACCGUUCGAUUGCGACACCGGCCUACGAUCAAAAGCGCAACUUCUUUUCAGAUGUUGAAGGGGCAGGAGCGGGAACAGGAACUGCGGGGCUUGGGGUAGGUGCCGCUGCUGAUUCAAGAAGUUCGGGACCGUCGCUGCCCCCGCUUGUUUUCAUGGGCCACAAUUACAGAGGUGAACAACAGGGAGGGCGAAAUCUUCCUCAUGUUCGCGCGGAUAUUUUUGCCACGAAUUCUACGACUGCGUCCGGGCCUCGUGCAGCUACAAGCGCCCCCGGUGGCGGGAGCAAAAUUCAUCCGGGUCGUGCCGGGACAGAGCCGCCGACGAUCGCGAGCGCUCCACCUCCUAGAGCAAACACUAAACACGAUGAAACCUCCGGCCGCCCAGUCCUCUUCCGCGGGGCAGCGCCUGCCAAAAGCGGUGACAGCACAAGCUACCGGGAUGACGACAACUGGAACCAGCACAAUCUGACUCCGUACUCGCGUCCGAGUUCCUCCUUCCGGGUCGGUAGCUGCGGCGAGGGGGGCUCUUUUGCGUCCGUUGGGGGCGGCAAGGGCCUCACAAAGGCGGACACUUUCGCCGGUCUGCCGAAGAACGAAGGAGGGGACGUGGAUCAUCCUCGUCUUCAACAAGGAGCUUGUUCGUCGUCCACCUCUACUUCUAGGCAGCAGUACGACCUCCAGCAGGAGGAGCCGACGGAUCGCGCGCCUCUCACCUCAGGUGGAGGCCCAUUCGUGGUUUUUGGGCGAGGAAUUAGUCCCGGGCAGAAAAGUGCAAGCUCUAGCAGCUCAGCGGUAUAUCUUCCCGAACAACAUCAAACUCAAACUGCAUCGGCCGAGCCGCGGCCCGCGACGUACGGCAGAUCCGCGCCGGCGCACCAGGACGAGGAGCAGGCAGCGAAGCUCAGGAUGCAGAUGCAGGGUAGCAGUUCUCGUAGCAGUCCUGAUGACGACCUCAGGAACGCUUCGUCCGACGACCUGGGCCGGGAGACCGACGCGCAAGAGUGCAGCUUUCCGCUAGAGUCGUCAACGUCUCACGUUCGGCAAAAACACAAGGCGGCGCAAGAGCCUGCCGCCCCCGACGCGGGGUCGUCCUCACCGUGUGGUAAUACCGUUCGGGAGGCUUGGCUGCCCAGUGCUGAUGCUUCCGCAGCCACCGAGCACAUUAAGCACCACCAAAACCAGCAAGAGCAUCAUCGUGCACCAGGUGUUGAGCAUCGUAGGAAAAAUAGGCACGACGAAAAGAAGGGAAAAAGUAGUAGCCGCAAGGAGGGCUGCGGCUGCGGGAGAAGAAGCAAGGGCGGCUUACUUUCGUCCCGCCGUUUCUGGCAGAUUUUUGCCUCGUCGGCCGCGGCGGCGCAGACGGUGUUCUUUGGCGUUGUGUGUGUGCUGGAGAAAAGCCACCGCGACGAAAUCACCGCCGCGACGGAGCAGCAUAAUAGUGAGCAGCACAAGCGCACUUCAAGACUGGAGCGCUCUUUCAAAGCGAUGCCCCACGGCGAUGAAGAGCAGGAGCAUGGAGAUGGGGACAGCAGCGACGUAGAGCACCCCUAUUCGGCAGGAACUUCUACCUUGCCCCCGCCGGCCUUGAUGGGGGUCCACCGACAUUGCGGGCCACUACAAAGAUAUGGAUGA
Molecule: messenger RNA, 3905 nt
Organism: Amoebophrya sp. A120
Lineage: Eukaryota; Dinophyceae; Syndiniales; Amoebophryaceae
Source: the annotation of a GenBank genome assembly